GAGUUGAAGUUCUAACACGCCUUUCAUUCUCAUUUCUCAUCAGUUCCUUCUUCAUUCUCUCUCUCCCUCCAUCUCCAACACAACUUAUGAUUGUAUAUGGGCAGCAAAAUCCAACCCAAAUCCCAUUCUUCAUCUCUCAUUGCCAGUUGUCAUUCCAAAGAAAGUUUCUUUACUUACUUUUUUCUUCAUCUUCAUCUUCUUCUUCUUCAUAUUCUCAUAUUCUCUUCAAACCAAACAAACAGUACCUUACAUUAUAUUAAGAUCUAUUAAUCACUAACACAAAAACCCAUAAUCUAUCUUUGUUAUCUCUCUGCUAAUGGAUCUGAUCUUCUCAUCCUCUUCUCCUCUGUUCCUCACUAUCAUUUUCUUUGCAUUCUCUAGAGGCACUUCCGGGGCAACAUUUACUAUAAUAAACAGGUGUGACCACACGGUAUGGCCGGGAAUUCUAGCCAAUGCGGGUAGCGCCAGAUUAGAAAGCACCGGGUUUGAGCUUGCACCCGGUGGAUCUCGGUCCUUCCAAGCUCCGCAGCUUUGGUCAGGGCGGUUUUGGGGCAGAACCGGUUGCGUUUUCAAUGUCAAUACCGGUCAAGGAAGCUGUGCCUCGGGGGAUUGUGGGUCCAACCAGGUGGAGUGCAAUGGAGCCGGUGCGGCACCACCGGCAUCUCUAGCCGAGUUCACAAUUGGGUCGGGUGGGCAAUCGGGUACCCAGGACUUCUAUGACGUUAGUUUAGUUGAUGGGUACAAUUUGCCAAUGUUGGUGGAAGCAAGUGGCGGGUCGGGCGCUUGUGGGUCGACCGGGUGCGUGGCAGAUUUGAACCAGCAGUGCCCGGCUGAGUUGCGGGCCGAGGAUGGGCAGGCGUGUAAGAGCGCGUGCGAGGCGUUUGGGAGUCCAGAAUACUGUUGCAGUGGUGCGUAUGCCACACCGAACACUUGUAAACCGUCAGUUUAUUCACAAAUGUUUAAAUCAGCAUGUCCAAGAUCAUAUAGUUACGCAUAUGAUGAUGCCACAAGUACAUUUACGUGUACCGGAGCAGAUUAUACAAUUACAUUCUGCCCUUCCGUGACGAGCCAAAAAUCUUCAAGAGACUCUUCAUCGCCAAUGACUAGCACAACAACAAAUGGGUCAACAGUAACUCCGGGAACAUCAUACGGGUCCGGGUCCGGGUCCGGUUCCGGGUCAACAGAUAGCCCAUAUUUUCCCGACAGUUCAUGGUUACCAAACUUUGUGCCAGGAGGCUCAUCAAAAACCAUCUCCAAUUUUGCACUGCAAUCUACUUUCACCUUUCUAAUCCUCUCUUUACUUCAUUUAUAGUCUCUCUCUCUCUCUCCUCUCUUUCUCUCUCUAGAGCACAUGCAUGCUGCUUUAUUGGUGACUUGGGAUUCACAUUGAGUGAAAAGCUGAUGAAAAUCCAGAUUGUAAAGCACAAUUUUCCACACGCCAUGCGUAUAGCGAAUUAAGUUUGUUUGUUUGUAUUUUUUUUAAUUCCAAGUAUUAAUUCGAAGAAGAUGUGCAAGGCAAAACAAAGAAUGAAUUGAAAGGGAAUAGCUUUUUGAAAGUGGUGGUGCUUUUAUUUUUUAUUUUUUUAAUUAAAAAUGGUUUAAUUAAUUUAGAAGAAUGAGAGAGAAAGUAGGGUUUGCUUUUCUUUGAAUCUGUCCCCAGCGGUGGUUGAUGGGUAUCAUACCCUUUACUGGAAUUGCAAGUUUGGUAGUUA
Molecule: messenger RNA, 1712 nt
Organism: Cornus florida
Lineage: Eukaryota; Viridiplantae; Streptophyta; Magnoliopsida; Cornales; Cornaceae
Product: thaumatin-like protein 1
Exons: 3
Coding region: 317-1312 (331 amino acids)
Biological process (GO): defense response
Cellular component (GO): extracellular region
Source: RefSeq, a predicted model, not a curated record